Chrysochloris asiatica (Cape golden mole) is the source of this 459-nucleotide messenger RNA. RefSeq names its product NKG2-A/NKG2-B type II integral membrane protein-like. Gene Ontology annotation, biological process: positive regulation of natural killer cell mediated cytotoxicity; stimulatory C-type lectin receptor signaling pathway. NCBI's taxonomy places the organism in Eukaryota, Metazoa, Chordata, Mammalia, Afrosoricida, Chrysochloridae. The annotation marks the transcript as partial. The record is from RefSeq and is a predicted model, not a curated record. The transcript is spliced from 3 exons.
AUGAAUAACCAAACAAUAAUCUACUCAGAUAUAAAUCUGACCAAGAACUCAAAAAGACAGCAAAUGAAAUCUAAGGAUGCUAAGAGAUCCAUUUCAAUAAGUGAGCAGGAAAUAAUUUAUGCAGAUUUAACUCUUCAUAACGCUUCUCAGAAUCUUCAAAAGAACGACAAAAAUGGCCACUGCAAAGGUAGUCCAUCUCCUCCAGGAAAGCUCACUGCUGGGAUCUUAGGAGUCACCUGCCUUGUCUUGAUGGCCAGCAUAGCAAUUGUCAAAGUUAUUAACCCUGUAAUUCAGAAUCAUUCCUCAGUGCAUCAUUGUGAUCAUUGUCCAGAAGACUGGUUUUAUUAUUUCAACAAUUGCUAUUUUAUUAGUAGUAAUAAAAAAACCUGGACAGAAAGUAAAACAGCCUGUGCUCUUAAUAAAUCCAAUCUGAUUUCUAUGGAAAAUGACGAAGAAACG